Messenger RNA from Anthostomella pinea, 459 nucleotides. NCBI's taxonomy places the organism in Eukaryota, Fungi, Ascomycota, Sordariomycetes, Xylariales, Xylariaceae. The record is from the annotation of a GenBank genome assembly.
AUGGCAGGAUCCCCACCCCAACCUUCCAAACCCACCGUGGAGGACUUUUGCAUGCAACUAGUCAAGAGAAUCAUGAAAGACGUCCUCGAUGAGAAGAUCACCAUCAAGGAGGACAUCCUCGACCAGAAGAAGCCCUUCUACAUCGAAUGCACGCAGCUGCCGGUCUUGCUAUGCGCUAUCCCUCUUCCCAAACCCGCCAACCCGCUCAUCGAAACGGAUAAAGAAAAUUUCACAGCCAACCUCCGGUAUGGGCUGAAUCUACUGGCACGCGGUGCUAAAGGUUGGCAACACGAAAUCAUGCACGUGCGCUGGCAGUUCAAGCUCAAUGUCAUUGCCGAUAAACACGGCGACAAGGUGGUCCUGGAGCAGUACGACGACCCGGACUCCGGGUAUAAGUGCGACAUGUGUAAGAAGGCGUAUCGGAACUUACCUGACGAGGUUGUAAAACAGGACAAGUAG